Colletotrichum karsti is the source of this 2499-nucleotide messenger RNA. RefSeq lists its product as uncharacterized. Gene Ontology annotation, molecular function: beta-glucosidase activity. The transcript has 3 exons. The record is from RefSeq and is a predicted model, not a curated record. The coding region runs from base 1 to 2499 and encodes 832 amino acids. Gene Ontology annotation, biological process: glucan catabolic process. NCBI's taxonomy places the organism in Eukaryota, Fungi, Ascomycota, Sordariomycetes, Glomerellales, Glomerellaceae.
AUGGCCGAUUUCGAAGUGGAGGAGCUUCUGAAGAAGCUCACCGUCUCCGAGAAGGUCGACCUCCUGGCUGGUAUCGACUUCUGGCACACCAAGGCCCUUCCCAAGCACAACAUCCCCUCCGUCCGACUCUCAGAUGGCCCCAAUGGCGUUCGCGGCACAAAGUUCUUCAACGGCGUCAAGGCCGCCUGUUUCCCCUGCGGAACGGCGCUCGGCGCCACCUUCAACACCACCCUCCUCGAGGAGGCCGGAAAGAAGAUGGGUGAGGAGGCCAAGCUCAAGGGAGCUCACUGCAUCCUCGGCCCCACCAUCAACAUGCAGAGGUCCCCACUCGGCGGCCGAGGCUUCGAGUCCCUGGGCGAGGACCCCGUCCUCGCUGGUCUCGGAUCCGCCGCCAUCGUGAACGGCAUCCAGAGCACCGGCAUCCAGGCCACUCCUAAGCACUUUGUCUGCAACGACCAGGAGCACAGGCGCAAUGCUGUCCACAGCAUCGUCACCGAGCGCGCCCUGCGCGAGAUCUACGCCCUUCCCUUCCAGCUCACCUUCCGUGACGCCCAGCCCGGCGCCCUGAUGACCGCUUACAACGGCGUCAACGGCACCAUGUGCAGUGAGAACCAGGAGCUGCUCGAGGGUCUGGUGCGCAAGGAAUGGGGCUGGGACGGCAUGAUCAUGAGCGAUUGGUACGGCACCUACAGCACCACGGAGGCUGCCAACGCCGGUCUCGACCUCGAGAUGCCCGGCCCCCCGCGCUUCCGCGGCGAGCCCCUCAAGUUCAACGUCUCGACCGACAAGGUCCGCCAGCACAUUCUCGACGAGAGAGCUCGCGCCAUGCUCAAGUUCAUCAAGAAGUGCGUGGCCACCGGUAUUCCCGAGGGCGCUCCCGAGUUGACCGGUGACACCCCCGAGACCGCCGAGCUGCUGAGACGUAUCGGUGGCGAGAGUCUGGUUCUCCUCAAGAACGAGAACAACGUUCUUCCCUUCAAGAAGGACAAGAAGACCGUCGUCAUCGGCCCCAACGCCAAGAUCUGCACCUACCACGGAGGUGGCUCCGCCUCCCUGGCCGCCUACUACGCCGUCACCCCCUUCGACGGCAUCAGCAAGAAGCUCAGCUCUCCCCCCGAGUACACCGAGGGUGCCUACUCUCACAAGCUCCUCCCCCUUCUCGGCAAUGUCGUCAAGUCCAACGGCAAGCCCGGCAUGACCAUGAGGGCCUAUAACGAGCCCCCCACCGACCACAGCCGUGAGUCUCUCGACGAGCUCCUCCUCACCAAGACCGAGCUCCUCCUCGUCGACUACUACAACCCCAAGCUCAAGUCCAACCUGUGGUACGCCGACUUCGAGGGCUCCUUCGUCGCCGAGGAGGACUGCACCUACGAGCUGGGCCUCAUCGUCUGCGGCACGGCCAACCUCUUCGUCAACGACAAGCUCGUCAUCGACAACACCACCAAGCAGCGCCAGGGCGACGCCUUCUUCGGCGCCGCCACCGUCGAGGAGAAGGGCCGCGUCCAGCUCAAGAAGGGCGAGACCUACAACUUCAAGGUCGAGUUCGCCUCCGCCCCCUCGUCCAAGCUCCAGGGCGACAACGUCGUCUUCGGCAGCGGCGCCCUCCGCAUCGGCGGCUGCAAGGUCAUCGACGACAAGGCCGAGAUCGCAAAGGCCGCCGCCCUCGCCAAGGACGCCGACCAGGUCAUCAUCUGCUCCGGCCUCAACGCCGACUGGGAGACCGAGGGCAACGACCGCGCCGACAUGGAGCUCCCCGGCUACCUCAACGACCUCAUCUCCGCCGUCGGCAAGGCCAACCCCAACACCGUCGUCGUCAACCAGUCCGGCACCCCCGUCCGCAUGCCCUGGAUCGACGACGUCGCCGCCCUCGUCCAGGCCUGGUACGGCGGCAACGAGACCGGCAACGCCAUCGCCGACGUCCUCUUCGGCGACGUCAACCCCUCCGGCAAGCUCUCCCUCAGCUUCCCCCAGCGCGUCCAGGACAACCCGGCCUUCCUCAACUACCGCGCCGAGGCCAGCCGCACCCUCUACGGCGAGGACGUCUACAUCGGCUACCGCUACUACGAGUACCUCGACCGCCCCGUCCUCUUCCCCUUCGGCCACGGCCUGUCCUACACCAGCUUCGCCCUCAGCGGCCUCUCCGUCGCCGACAAGGACGGCAAGCUCGCCGUCGACGUCACCGUCAAGAACACGGGCUCCAUCGACGGCGCCGAGGUUGUCCAGGUGUACGUCGCCCCCAAGCAGAAGGCCAAGAUCAACCGGCCCCUCAAGGAGCUCAAGGGCUUCGCCAAGGUGGCCCUCAAGGCGGGCGAGAGCAAGAAGGUCACCGUCGACAUCGAGACAAAGUACGCCGCCAGCUACUUCGACGAGGAGCGCCACCAGUGGUGCGCCGAGAAGGGCGAGUACGAGGUCAUCGUCGGCGACAGUAGCGCCGUCACGGACAAGGCCGUCAAGGGAUCCUUCAGCGUCGGCGAGACCUUCUGGUGGACCGGCUUGUAA